Molecule: messenger RNA, 1768 nt
Organism: Leptonychotes weddellii (Weddell seal)
Lineage: Eukaryota; Metazoa; Chordata; Mammalia; Carnivora; Phocidae
Gene: MKRN3
Product: makorin ring finger protein 3
Biological process (GO): protein polyubiquitination
Molecular function (GO): ubiquitin protein ligase activity; metal ion binding
Source: RefSeq, a predicted model, not a curated record
AAGCCUAAAGGAAGAGACACCGGAGAAGUUCCGGUACCAUUUGGGGAGACGAAGCUGCCAUGGAAGAGCCUGCAGCUCCCACUGAAGCCUCUGAGACACCUGGGGCAUCUCUGGGUGCCGAGGCAGCAGGGGAGGGUGCAACUGGGCCUUCCCUCCGCACGCGCCCGGUCUUCCGGCAGUUUGCAGCUGCAGGUCCGGCCCCCCUCCGCACGUCACGUCUGAGGCCUGCCCAGGCUGCAGGGGGAGGGGCUGGGCCCAGUCGCCUGCCGGGCCGGAGUGGUGGCAGCUGGACGAAGCAAGUCACCUGCAGGUAUUAUCUGCAUGGGCUUUGCAAGGAGGGGGAGAACUGUCGUUACUCUCAUGACCUCUCAGGCCGGCAGUUGGCCAGGGAGGGCCAUGGUUCACCGCCUUGGGCCUCUGCAGACCAAGGCCCUAGCACGGCUGCGCAUACCGAGAUCCUGCCUCAGGAAGUGGCGGAAGCCCCCCCUGCUGCGUCCUCUUGCUCCUUGCCUGUGAUUGGCUUGGCUGCUGAAAGGGGUUUCUUUGAAGCUGAGAGACACACUGCAGGCCUUGAAGCUGCUGGAGGAGCAGGUGCAGAAGGCUGGGAGAAUGCCAUUGAGUUUGUUCCUGGGCAACCCUACCGGGGCCGCAUUUUCCCUUUUGUUCCCAGGGCUCCUCUGCAGAGCUCAGUGACUGAGAGGGAACAGAUUGCAGUGGGAAGGGGGCAGCAGCUUUGCCGGGAUGCUGCCAUGGGGCAGUGCUUUCGUGGGGAGAGCUGCAUGUAUCUCCAUGGAGAGAUAUGCGAUAUGUGUGGGCUUCAGGUCUUGCACCCUGUGGAUGCUGUGCAGAGGGCAGACCAUAUAAAGGCUUGCAUUGAAGCACACGAGAAGGAUAUGGAACUCUCGUUUGCAGUGCAGCGAAGUAUGGACAAAGUCUGUGGCAUCUGCAUGGAGGUUGUCUAUGAGAAAGCCAACCCCAGUGACUGCCGCUUUGGCAUCCUCUCCAACUGCAACCACACCUACUGUCUUAAGUGUAUCCGCAGGUGGAGGACUGACAAACAGUUUGGCAACAGGAUCGUCAAGUCCUGUCCACAGUGCAGGGUCACCUCCAACUUUGUCAUUCCCAGUGAGUUCUGGGUGGAGGAGGAGGAAGAGAAGCAGAAACUUAUUCAGCAGUACAAGGAGGCAAUGAGCAACAAGACUUGCAGGUAUUUUGCUGAAGGCAGGGGUUUCUGCCCAUUUGGAGAGAACUGUUUUUACAAGCAUGCAGACCCUGAGGGCCCGGGAGAGGAUCCUCAGAGGCAGGGUGCUGGGGAAUCCGGUGCUCACUGCAGUCAACUUUUGGAGCCUACUCAGGUGGGAGAGGGUGAGAUACCCUUUAAAAGCAGUAAAAAAGAGCUUGUCAUGCUUCGGCUGGCCAAUCUGUUGUUUAAGUGUUUUCUUUCACUGGCAAAUGAUGAGCUUUCUUUCUCAGAGGACCAGUGGGACUUGCUUCAUUAUGAGCGGGAAAAUUUUUUUCAGUUUGAUCUGUGGCAUUAUGCUGUGGCAUGUGGUCUGUUGUGCUAAGGCUCUGCCAUCUGCUGUUGCUUGUUUUCUGUUUAUAGACACAUCUAUCAUUCACAGAGGCUACUGAAGCCAUUUUUAUAAAGCAUUCAUCUCUGUUUUCUUGUCCAUCCCCAUUUCAAGGUUAUGGUGCUUUACUGUGGUGAACUGUAACAAAAAGUCCUUAAAGUUAUUGUUUGAUGAAAUGAAUAUUACUGUAGUUUAUG